This is a messenger RNA of Gaeumannomyces tritici R3-111a-1, 1548 nucleotides long. RefSeq lists its product as hypothetical. Gene Ontology annotation, molecular function: hydroxymethylpyrimidine kinase activity; phosphomethylpyrimidine kinase activity. Gene Ontology annotation, cellular component: cytosol. Gene Ontology annotation, biological process: thiamine biosynthetic process. The transcript is spliced from 11 exons. The coding region runs from base 1 to 1548 and encodes 515 amino acids. The record is from RefSeq and is a predicted model, not a curated record. Lineage: Eukaryota; Fungi; Ascomycota; Sordariomycetes; Magnaporthales; Magnaporthaceae.
AUGUCCACCAAAGGGAGGGUCCUUGUAAUCGCUGGCUCGGACAGCUCCGGCGGCGCCGGACUCGAGGCCGACCAGAAAGUGCUCGCGGCCCACGGCUGCUAUGCCAUGACGGCGACGACGGCCCUGACGGCCCAAAACACCAAGGGGGUCGUCGACAUCUUCCAUAUCUCCCCGGAGUUCGUGCGGAAGCAGAUAGAUGCCUGUUUCGACGACAUCGGCGUCGACGUCGUCAAGACGGGCAUGCUCGCGUCCGUCGAGGCCAUCGAGAUGGUGGCCGAGGCGCUCCGGACGCGGGACGUGUCGGGAAAGCUGGUCGUGGACCCCGUCAUGGUUGCCACGUCCGGGGCACAGCUGCUGCCCCCGACGGCGGCGUCGCAGCUCACGGCGCUCAUCCUCCCGCAGACCACACUGCUCACCCCGAACAUCCCCGAGGCCAGCCUCCUCCUCACGAGGUCCGGCCAGGAGCCGCCGGCCGUCAAGACCGUGGGCGAUAUGGAGGUCAUCGGCCGUGCUCUCCAAGGUCUCGGCCCCGACUGGGUCCUGGUCAAGGGCGGCCACGCACCCCUGGGCAAGGACUACACUGUCGUCGAGAACCCCGAUGAUCGCCGCAUCGUCGUCGACGUCCUCGUCGGCCCUUGGAACCAGGUGCUCAAGAUCGAGUCUGCGUACCAAAACUCCAGACACACGCACGGCACUGGCUGCUCGCUAGCGUCUGCCGUUGCGGCAAACCUCGCCAACGGCAUGGAGAUGCCUCGCGCGGUCAAGGCUGCAUGCAGGUACAUCGAGGCCGCCAUCAAGGCCGCGCCUGGUCUUGGCCAAGGAAACGGGCCCUUGGGCCACUUCCACUCGCUGUCGAUUCAGCCGUUCGCGCUUGGCAACUUCAUCGAGUACCUCCUGGAGCGUCCGGACGUGGCGCCGCUGUGGCAAAGAUACACCCGGCAUCCCUUCGUCAUGGGACUUGGCGAUGCCAGUCUGCCCCUUGAAUCCUUCAAAUCGUAUCUGGUCCAGGACUAUCUUUACCUGAUCCAGUUCGCUCGGGCCAACUCUCUGGCCGCCUACAAGGCUGCAAACAUGAAAGACAUAGCUGCCUCCGCUGCUAUCGUCCUUCAUAUCGACCGUGAAACUCGGCUGCACCUGGAGUACUGCAAGAGCUUCGGGCUACUGCGGGAGGACAUUGAGCGGGCAGAGGAGCAUCCGACCUGCACUGCUUACAGCAGAUACAUUCUCGACGUGGGGCACUCCUCGGAUUGGCUUGCUCUGCAGGUGGCUCUGGCGCCUUGCCUCCUGGGCUACGGCGCCAUCGCCCAACAUCUCCAUGCCGACCAAAACUCUAAGAGAGAAGGGAAUCCGUACUGGUCCUGGAUCCAGAACUACGUCGCCGACGACUACGUGCUGGCCGUCAAAACAGGCUCAGAGCUGCUGGAACGCCACGCGAUACAGCAGUCGCCGACCAGGGUCGAAGAACUGGUGCAGGUGUUCAAGCACGCUGUCAAGAUGGAGAUUGCGUUCUGGGAGAUGUUUCCGUCCUCGCCUGCGACGGGGGUGUGA